AGCACUGCCUCCGCCUUUCCUUGGGGGUGGGAACCGGGAGCUUAACCUCAACGCCCCCUGAGGGAGGGCGCUCACCUGUCCCCCGAGGAGGCGAAAAGAGGCGGUGACCACAUCUCGAAGUCUUCCAGAAAGUUUCUACUGUACAGGGGUGGGGUGGGGAGCAAAACGAGGUCUCCGCCCUGGCCGGUCGCGGCAGAGAGCGAGCAGUUUUCCUACAAGGAACCAGAAACUCCGGAAAUUGUGCAAGAACUUGCGGGAAAGGGGGGAGCCUUUCCAAGCCCCCUCCCGCCGAAGGAACCUCCAUUCCUUUCCUCCUCCGGCCCUCCCGGCCGAGUUUGGGGACUAGGAGAGCCAGACUAGCGUCUGCGAAGGCACCGAUCAGCUGGAAUCUGGCCUGGCAAAAGGCGCCGCUGUGGCCACCAAGGGCUCUCGCCAGUCCCCACGAAAAGCGGGGCAGAAGAGGAGACGGUCGGCGAGCCUUUCUUUUUUUGUUCGGGGUUAAUCCCCGUCUCUUCUCCUUCCCAACUUUUGGUUUUGGAUCAAGUUGAAAAGCGUCUGACUCCUUCUCACUUCUACCAGCUGAGGCGGCGGUGCGCCCCUGGAGCCGGCUUUUUGGGGAAAGUUAAUUUUUGUGUGGUUUUUAAUUUAAUUUAAUUUUUAUUUUGGAGCGGGAGACAAAACCUCGAAGCGGGAGCCGCUGCUCCGGAGCAAUUUGUAACCCGGCUGCUUUGGUUCCCCCCCUUCCACCUGAUGGGCAAAAGCCUCCAUGGCGCUGAGCAAAGGGCUGAGGCUGCUGUGGAAGCAUGAGCCCACUCCCAGCGCCCUACUGGAGGCGCGGGGCCGCCCGGAUUGCCUGCUGCUGGAAGCCGGCACGACAGCCACCCUCACAUUUGAAGAAAAAGAAGAAAUUAAAGGGCAAUAUGAGAAGCUUAUGGAUGCUUAUGGAUGCUUAGGCGAGCUGCAGUUAAAAUCUGGCAACUCCACUUUGCAUUUCCUGGUUCUUGUGACAGGCUAUACAUCAGUGGGAAAAAUCCUUGAUACCGAAGUUUACAAGAUCACAACAACUGAAUUUUGUGCCCUCCAAGAAGAAACUAAGGAAGAAGAUCGUGCUUCUGCCUUGAAGAAACUUCUGAAUUCUGGGGUCUUCUAUUUUUCUUGGCCAAAUUCAGGAUCAAACUUUGAUCUCACUAUCCGAGCCCAGAAGAAAGAUGAUGAUAGCUAUCAAACUGGAAAUUCAUUUUUCUGGAACCAGCUAUUGCAUGUCCCUUUUAAACACUAUCAGGUGAACUGUUCAGACUGGCUACUAAAAGUGAUUUGUGGUGUGGUGGACAUUCGUACUCUUUACGCCUCUCACAAGAAGGCAAAAGCCUGCCUCAUCUCCCGGAUUAGUUGUGAGCGAGCUGGUGCCCGGUUUCACAUACGAGGAGUCAAUGAUGAUGGUCAUGUUUCUAACUUUGUUGAGACGGAGCAGACUAUUUAUUUGGACAUGGAUGUUUCUUCCUUUGUUCAAAUCAGAGGUUCAGUUCCAUUAUUCUGGGAGCAACCUGGAUUGCAGGUUGGUUCCCAUCAUCUGAAGCUUACCAGAGGCCUGGAGGCAAAUGCUCCUGCUUUUGAUAAGCAUAUGAUGCUUCUGAAGGAACAAUAUGGCAAACAAGUGAUCGUUAAUUUGCUGAGAAGCAAAGGGGGAGAAGAGGUUCUCAGUAGGGCUUUCAAGAAAUUACUUUGGGCAUCAUCCCAUGCAGUAGACACACCAAUGAUUAAUUUUGAUUACCAUCAUUUUGCAAAAGUUGGGAAACUGGAGAACUUGCUGGGGCCUCAGCUAAAGCUGCACUGGGAAGAAUUGGGCAUCUUUACAAAGGGUGAAAAUGCAACUUCCCGUCAACAGAUGGGUACCAUUCGAAUGAAUUGUCUGGAUUGUCUAAACCGAACUAAUACCGUCCAAACCUUCAUAGCCCUUGAGAUUCUCCAAAGUCAACUAGAAAGCCUAGGAUUAAAUUCCAAACCUAUAAUUGAGCGUUUUCUGGAGUCUUACAAAGCAAUGUGGGCUCUCAAUGGGCACAGCCUAAGCAAGAUUUUUACAGGGAGCCGGGCUUUAGAAGGAAAAGCCAAGGUUGGGAAAUUCAAAGAUGGUGCCCGGUCAGUGUCACUGACCAUUCAGUCAAACUUUUUUGAUAGCGUGAAACAGGAAGCCAUUGACUUACUGCUUAUGGGUGAUUUUUACAAUGAAGAGUAUGCUGAUAAAGAGAGAAUGCUGCUGGAUCAUACCGCAUUAUUGAUGACACCAAGUACUUUGAACAUCAUGUCAGAGCGUCAAUUUGAAUUCACAAACUUCAAGAGAAUUCGUGUUGCCAUGGGGACCUGGAAUGUAAAUGGAGGCAAACAGUUUAAGAGUAAUAUCCUUGGUACCAGCGAAUUAACAGAUUGGUUACUUGAUUCCCCUAAGCUCUGUGGAGUUUCAGAGUUUCAAGAUGAUCAUUGUCCCGCUGACAUAUUUGCUGUAGGAUUUGAAGAAAUGGUAGAAUUAAAUGCUGGCAAUAUUGUGAAUGCGAGCACAACCAAUAGGAAGACAUGGGGAGAACAAAUUCAGAAGGCUCUUUCAAGGACACAUCGAUAUAUUCUGUUGACCUCAACACAGCUUGUGGGUGUUUGCCUCUUCAUUUUUGUAAGACCGUUCCAUGUUCCCUAUAUAAGGGACAUAGCAGUGGACACAGUGAAGACUGGAAUGAGAGGGAAAGCUGGAAACAAAGGAGCAGUUGCUAUCCGUUUCCAAUUUCAUAGCACCAGCUUAUGCUUUGUGUGUAGCCAUUUGACAGCUGGUCAGUCUCAGAUAAAAGAACGGAAUGAAGACUAUAAAGAGAUCACUCAGAAACUGAGUUUCCCAAUGGGAAGAAGUAUGUUUUCUCAUGACUAUGUUUUCUGGUGUGGUGAUUUCAACUAUCGCAUCGACUUGACUUAUGAAGAAGUAUUUUAUUUUCUCAAACGACAAGACUGGACGACCCUCCUGGAAUCGGAUCAACUGCAGCAACAGAAAUCCAGUGGAAAGAUUUUUAAGGACUUCCAUGAAGGAACUAUCAAUUUUGGUCCCACAUAUAAAUAUGAUGUUGGCUCUGAGGCUUAUGAUACAAGUGAUAAAUGUAGAACUCCAGCGUGGACUGAUAGAGUGCUUUGGUGGAGGAAGAAACUUCCAAUUGAUAAAACAGCGGGACAAGUCAGUCUUCUUGACAGCGAUCUCAAUGCUGAAACCAAAGUUGGACCCAUUUGGUCUCCUGGUGCUUUGAUGUAUUAUGGAAGAACUGAGCUCCAGGCCAGUGACCACAGGCCUGUUUUAGCUAUUGUGGAAGUGGAAAUCCAAGAGGUUGAUGUGUCUGCUAGGGAUAAUGUUUUCCAGGAAGUAUCAUCCUUUCAGGGUCCCCUAGAUGCUACAGUGGUGGUGUCUCUAUUGUACUGUUCCCCUGAAGAGAAAGAUGAAUUUCCUGAGGAUUGUCAGAUGGAGCUUAUGCAGAUCUUUGAGACUUACGGCACUGUUGUGCUUGUCAGGAUCAAUGGAGGUCAAAUGUUGGUUACAUUUUCAGAAAGCAGAUCUGCUCUUCGCGUUCUUGAUGUGGAUGAUAUCAAGAUUAAAGGCAGGAUUGUGAAGAUUUGUCCUAAAACCAAAGAUUGGCUGAAAGGUCUUCAAGAGGAAAUUGCUAGGAAACGCGACAGUAUCGCUCCUAUGUCACCCACAGCAAAUUCCUGUCUUCUGGAGGAAAAUUUCGAUUUUUCAAGCUUAGAUUAUGAAUCAGAAGGUGAUAUCUUAGAUGAGGAAGAUGAUUAUUUGGAUGAAACAUUGCAUCUGGUACCAUGUGAAACAGAAAUGGUAUCAACAAUGGAAGAGUCAGGAGAUGGAUCAGAAUAUGUGAGCAUGGUGUCUACCAUACAUGCAAACAAGUCACAUCUUGCUGGAAGAAAACCAUGUCGGUAUAAAGAUGAUGCUGACUUGGUUGAAUUAAAACAUGAGUUUGAAGAAAGUGCAGAGUUCUGUCAUCGCUCCCCAACCAGGUCUCUGUCCGUGCCUGGUAGGCCUCGGCAGCCUCCGCCCCCCCAGCGACCUCCCCCACCAGCUGCAGUGCCCAUUAAAAAAUCCCCAUCAGAUGGUUCCAUCUCUUCAGGAAGCUGCUCCCUGUCCUCCAUCUUGGAUACAGCAAAGCUUCUUCCAGGAGCACCACAGCACCCGCCAAAAUCACGAACUGGAAUUAGUAAGCCAUACAACGUGAAACAGAUCAAAACCACUACCCCAGAAGAAGCCGAGGAAGCCAUUCGGUGUCUGAUGCAAGCAAAAGGAGUAAUACCCCAGGAAUCCUUGGCUUCCAUUCCAGCAAGAACUCAGGCUGUGACUAAACCUGAAUUCAUUCCCGCUGGCCCAAAGCCAGCACCUCUUCAGGGCCUCCAGACAGCCCCAGUCCUCCUACCACAGCGCCCCCCACCUAAAGUUCCAACUACCAAAAAACCCAGCCCUUUGCAGAAGAUGGGAGUCAAGCCAGGAAGUCCCCAUUCUCCAGAAGAGCAGCUUGAACAAACCUUGGGUCACUUCUCCGCAUCACCAGAAUCGGGUCUGGAAAGCACAACUGUUAUUGGUUCUCUUCAGACGGUCCCCAUUCCUAAGCCAAGGACAAUGCAGCCUGGCAAAAUUGUCCAGAGGAGCAGCAGCAGCAAUGGAAAGCAACCAACUCCCUUGUCUCUUUUAGAGGAAAGUUCUCAUAUUCCUUCUCUGAACGUGACUCAGGCUCCAAGAGUUCCCCCAAGGAGAAAGAAGUCUGCUUCUCCCGAUUUUCAUCUGCAAGUACUCCAGAACAGCAAUAACCUGUUUCUAAAAGGGCCGACAUUCAAUUCCAACAAUAACAACGUUCCAGCAGCAUGUUUUUCCACAAUGAAGGAUUCUGAUGGACUUUCAUCUUCUCUGAGUGAAGCCUCUCUUCUUGCUACAACAGUCGUGACCAGCUCAAAAGACAAUGAUGCUAAGCUUUUGGGGCAGACUGGCUUGGAAUUUAUUGGUGACCAACAGGCGACUCCUGCCUUGUGGAUUCAGCAACAACAGCAAGCUUCAGACAAACAUUGUCCAAUGGAGAACAGCAAUUUGUUAGAUCUGGAAGUAGACUUUGCUGCUGGCCAGCCAGUGAUUCAGCCGUUACCAGCCAAUCCACCUCCUGCUUCACAAAAUUUGAAACACUCCUCUGCAAAGGAUUUCAGCCACUGGGUCACAUUUGGAGAAGAUGGCAACAGUAGUACUAUAUCUCAGGGUUAAGCUCUGACCUCGGUUCAAAACUCCGAACUCAUUUUUGUCCUAGAAAAGCACAUUUCCCCCCUAAACUUUAUGAUAGAAGGAAUUAAGUUCAGCAAAUCAGUUACGGCAGUAUUCCCCCCCCCCCCCAACCUUUGGGCUUGGCAGCCCGGCGGGAACGUGAAAGCUGCACAAGUAGCAGCCUGCCACACAUAUGUGCACCAGCCCACCACUUGUGCGAGUGGAGCUGCGCACAUACAAGCCCGCUGGCGUGCCAUGCACUAGUGGAGCUGUGCGUGUGUGCCAGCCCAACUCUUGGCGGCCCAGUUCCAAAUAGGCUAUAGGCCAGUGGUGGGCUGCAGCCCAGGGGUUGGGGACCACUGAUGUGUGGUAUAACACUCAUCUCCCCUCACUCUUUGGUGAUUUCUGGUUCGAGUUUAAUAGUAAAUUCAAUAACAAAUAUUUAUUUCUCAUAUGCAUGUGUGCUAUAAUGAGGCCUGCUUCAAUUACUCUUUAUUUGCACUUUGCUCAUUUCUGAAUUCCAUGCCACAGGUGGCUGCUUGCCCCGCAGUUCUCUACUGUAAAAAGAUGGUAUAGUUAAUUCUGCUUUAUAUACUAAGAGGUAUUCUGUGUCAUUCUUGAGCCAACUGCAUGCUUAGAACCCACAGUCUUAAAUUAUUUUUAUCCUUGUUAUCAAUGUAUGCAAAGUAGGAAUGAAUUUGAGUUUCAAAGAGUUGAUAAGAGCAAAGAUGAUAAUCUGAUUCUUUCUGAUAAUAGUGGUCAUCAAUAAUAUAAAAGGAAGUCCUUAGAGAGAAGGCGGGGCUUAGCAGUGAGAAGACGGACUUUCAGGCAUUUCCUGAAUGACCAUCUAUACCGGAGUCUUUU
Messenger RNA from Thamnophis elegans (Western terrestrial garter snake), 6142 nucleotides. It is a transcript of the gene SYNJ2, whose product is annotated as synaptojanin 2. NCBI's taxonomy places the organism in Eukaryota, Metazoa, Chordata, Lepidosauria, Squamata, Natricidae. Gene Ontology annotation, molecular function: RNA binding; phosphatidylinositol-4,5-bisphosphate 5-phosphatase activity. Gene Ontology annotation, biological process: brain development; phosphatidylinositol dephosphorylation; synaptic vesicle endocytosis. The record is from RefSeq and is a predicted model, not a curated record. The transcript is spliced from 27 exons. The coding region runs from base 767 to 5281 and encodes 1504 amino acids. Gene Ontology annotation, cellular component: perinuclear region of cytoplasm; presynapse.